Messenger RNA from Brachypodium distachyon (stiff brome), 2780 nucleotides. RefSeq lists its product as uncharacterized. The record is from RefSeq and is a predicted model, not a curated record. Gene Ontology annotation, molecular function: hydrolase activity, acting on ester bonds. The transcript is spliced from 2 exons. Bases 252 to 560 code for a protein of 102 amino acids. Lineage: Eukaryota; Viridiplantae; Streptophyta; Magnoliopsida; Poales; Poaceae.
GUGAAAAACCCCCUGACAAAUUCCCGACAUAACGUUUCAGUUCUCGCUCAUCUUCCUCCUCGCGGGCUCGUCUUCCUCGCAGCGCUUGCUCGCCGCAGCUCCGCUCGCACGCGUAGAUCCCCGGCGCUGCUCCCCUCGCCCGACGGAUAGCUCGCCCUCGCUACUCCCCCUUCGCCGUCUAGCCCCCCUGUGCUGCUCCCGCUCCCCCGUGCUGCUCCCCCUCCUCUGUCCAAGAUUUGAUUUUUCCAGCGAUGGACUGGUGCGGCGGUGUGAGCGGAGCAGAGGGAGAGGCCGGGAAGAUUGCACCGCCGCUGCUUCUGCUGCUCCUCGUCCUGCUUCUGGCCGCCGGCCGCGCCGACGCGUGGGGCAAGGAGGGCCACAUCAUGGUCUGCAAGACAGCCGAGAGGUACCUGACGGAGAAGAUGAUGGCGGCGGUGAAGAUAUCUUGUGCCACUGCAGCUGAAGAUUUGGUUCCAUCCAAAUCUCACAUUCAGCUUCCCAGGCUGUUCAGCUGUUCAUCUAGCUCUCACUACUUGCACCAUUCAGCAUCUGACACAUGAACAUGAGACAAGGAUUUGGAAGCAGUUCUGCUAACUGAAUUUGUGUCAGACCAAUACUUUACUGAAGACGAUUCAGUGUUUCAGACAAAUUUCUUUACUGAAGAUGAUUCAGAGUUUCAGGGAAACUUCUUUACUGACGAUGAUCCAGAAUUGCGGACCAAAUCCUUUACUGGAGAUGACCCAUCUGCAGUAGCAUGUCUCUGCUGACAUUCCAACUUUGUCAAACCCCAAUUGUAGUUUUUCAAACACUGCCGUUCAUUGAGAUUGUUGCUUGCCGUUCAUGGUUAUACCUUUGCAGUAGAUUUAUUUUAUAGCCUCAUUCAGGAUUUAAUUAAUUGUGCAUUUAUAGUGAUUUAGUUGGCCUGCUGCGUGCUUGAAUUCUUCAAGCAAAAAUAAAAUAAAAUGCUGAGUGUCUCAGAGGCUCAGGCUAUAUGUUUUAAGAUUCAAAAGAAAGGAACUGAAGCAGUUUGAUAGAUUUGCAAGCUCAAAGCAUUUCACCCGUUUCUCAUCCAUUGACUUGGUGAUUUGCAACUUCUGUUUCUGUUAUCUAAAAAAACAUUAUUUGUUGGAUACUGUGAUCUUUACUGCAUUUCUUGUAUCACAUAAAAAAAAUGCAUACCAUCAUUUUUUAUUGUUCAUCUUGUUAGUUAUAUAGAAGUAUAGAACUGUUUAUCUUUCUCUUGGUUCCUGGUCAUGGUGUAAUAAUAAUGAACUUGUUCUUUGUUGAGCUGAUUAUGAUGAUGUUGUCAUCCCCAUUUGUUCCGUUGCUCAAUUUGCCAUUGUUUUAGAUGUUGUCAUUGAGUAAUACAGCUUUAUAAUUUUAUAAUUCUUACAGCAUGUUCCUGUGCAAAAUUGGUACAAUUAACUGUUAGCUAGGCAGUAUUAAAUUCAGUUCUGGUUCAGGUAUAUGAAAGGGAUAUACUCUGCAUUCUCAAUUAUUCUGAUUCAGUUCAGGUUCAGGUACAAAUGCUACUCCUCGGAGCCUUGGCCCUUCUUUUGAACAUUCUCAAUUAUUCUGCAUUUUCCUUUCAUCUGCACUGAUAUCUAGAAUAUGUUUUGCUUGAAAUCAGCAACCUACUUCAUGGACUGUUGUUAUAUGCUUGCACUGAUAUUCUUUGCCCAGGAUGGACAGUUAUUAUAUGCUUGCACUGAUCAGCAACCUACUUCAUGGACAGUUGUUAUAUGCUUGAAAGCAUUCUCAAUCACCAACCCCCAAAUCCCAAAGUAAAAACACACAUACUCCAGGGAGCCAGAUGUAGCAGUAGUUGAUUCCUCUGAGAUGGAUUCUGUUAAUUUUUCUCCACACCUGGUAACUUUGGGUGCUAAAGAACUCAUUUGGUCUCAAGAUGAGAGCAAGUGGGCUAUCGAGUGUGCUAGGAGAUUUGUUUUCAGAGUUUAAGAACUCCCUGCUGCGUUUGUUAAAUUACAUUUGCUCUGCAAGAUUUUGUUCUGUCAUCACAAUGAGAAACCAUUUUACUUCUGUACAGAGUAGAGAAGUAAAACUCGAUGGCUGUGAGUAGAAGAAGUGUGCUCACAAUUGAACCAGCCUGGACCAAGGAAGCACGCAGAGCAAAUGGGAUCAAGAUCUCGUCCUCGUCCUUGUCCUCAGAAGAAGGCUUCACCUCGUCCUCAUCCUCAGAAGAAGGCGCUUCACCUAGUCCUCGUCCUCAGAAGAAGGCGACCUCCUUCCUAGGCGGAGUGGCGGUUGACAGCGAGGGAGCUGCAGAGGCGGGGAAGAAUGACGGCGGGAGCGGCGUGGCUAGCAGGCCCGCCGGCGACCUCCUUCCUCCUCCACGUCCGCGAUGCGGGAGUCCGCGAUUAGAUCUCCUCCAGCGGCGCGAGCUCUGGCGCAAGGGCAGCGGGAGGCCGGCGGCGCAAGGGCAGCAGGAGGUAGGCGGCGCGAGGGCAGCGGAAGGCCGGCGGACCAGACCCGGACCGGAAGAUUUGAAUUUGAAUUUGAGCUAUGAAUUCGAAAUUUCAAAUUUGAGGGAUUUUUUUGAAAAAUUUGAAUUGAACUGGGAGGGAGGGAGGAUGCGACAUCCUUUUAUGGACAGAGGGAGUAAGAAAAUUGUCACACAAGAUAUUUGGCCGAGAGUUGGGUCAGUUGCCAAAAUUUGUUCUGAUGUUUUGCAGCGAGACAACAACAUAUUGCUUUGCAACUAGUCAAGUUUGUACCAUGAUAUUUCGAGUAAAUAUCAAGAAACCCUCUUUUUAGAAGUU